Priapulus caudatus is the source of this 2795-nucleotide messenger RNA. RefSeq names its product atherin-like. The transcript has 5 exons. Bases 40 to 603 code for a protein of 187 amino acids. Gene Ontology annotation, molecular function: protein binding. NCBI's taxonomy places the organism in Eukaryota, Metazoa, Priapulida, Priapulimorpha, Priapulimorphida, Priapulidae. The record is from RefSeq and is a predicted model, not a curated record.
CACACGCAUGCGGCGGCAGACAACCUCGAUCAGGAUUCCAUGCUGUUUUGCGAUGCCUGCGACAAGGGCUAUCACAUGAAAUGUCACACGCCGAAGGUCGCAAAGAAACCGACAGGGAAGUGGGUUUGUUUCAAGUGCGAGCACGAUGGUGUGCGCGAUCCAGCCGACAACGGUACGAGCGAGGCGGAGACGGCGUCCCAGGACUCCUCACUCGGCGGUGUCGACGGCUUAGAUGGAGCCUCCUGUCUGCCGACUCCGUGCGACUCCCCCGUUAACGGAGAACCGAUGAACAUGUAUGCGACGGCGAUCAAGACGGAUGAGAUGCUGAACAAGGUAGGAGAGUGUCACCCAGGCAGCGACGAGAUCCCGGAUGCGUCCGACUGGGCGAUAGAGGAAGUCGUCAACUAUUUCAUCGAUGUCGGCUUCCUGGACCAGGCAGCGGCAUUCCGCGAGCAGGAGAUCGACGGCAAGUCGUUGUUGCUGAUGAAGAGAUCCGAUGUGCUUACCGGACUCAAUCUGAAGCUCGGACCUGCACUGAAGAUCUACAGUCACGUACGCCGACUGCAGAUCCGUGAGAACAGCCCCAGCGACUUCCUUCUCUAGAUGUCCGACGCAAACAACUCUAUCCGUUGAGAAUAGUUGGCGCCACUGAUACUAUCCAAAACACUUGCGGGCGCGAAUAGUUCUGGCGUAGACGCUGUUGUCAUUUUCGCGAAACACGGAUUGCGUUUGACAUGGAUGACGUGAGGUUGGAGGAUUGUGAUCACGUGGCGUUGUUGUAAACUCCCACCGGAAGUAGCAGACGACGUGGGCGACGUAUUUUCACCAGCAGCUCGUUUAAACUACCAAUAAUGAUGCAGUCUAAAACUACUGCUGUCUGGCAGCGGAGUACGAUGUUAACUGUAUGACGCUUACAUUUAUCGUGUGGGAAAAUGUAAUGGAAACGUCAUCACGCGCAUUGUGUGAACAUUCGUGAAUAAAUGAUUUAUAGAUUUUAAACAUUUAAUACGCGUAGGUAUCCGUUUGUAAACCUAAUUAUAUAAGUUUAUAUUUUUGAUUUACAUUUAGAAUAAACUCGUGUGAGUAUUAACCAUAGUGGAAAAACACCCGUAUGUCAGCGUCUAUCUUAGCUUCGUAUUUACUAUUACAAAUUGUUCUUAACAGAAAGUCAAAGCGUGUAAAUUUGGCGACGCGCUACUAUAAAACAAAUAUGAUAGUUAUGUUUAAGUCGUCGGCAUCAUACAUGCAGUGUUUGUUCGUAUGUUUAUGUGUUUGUUUGAUUGCUGUUUUUAUCUAAUAUUUUAAUAGGAUGAACCAAUUUCGGUCGUUGUCGUGAUUGAAGAUGUAUAAACAUAGAUACGUAGGUACUCGCGUAGGAGCGCGUGUAAUUUUUUGGAUUUUACUUACUUAGAUGCAUUAGGAUAAAUGUUCCUUCUAGUUUCAAAGUCCCCGGCGUGUCAAGACGGACGCGUGAUAAUCUUAAUGACAAUCAUCCUGUCGUUUAUCGUUUUCUCACAUCAAACUCGAUACUCUUUGUGUUUUAUUUAGGCCCAAGUGCAAGCGUAGCAAGCGUAUGGGAAACGUAGCUAUAUACUAUUAUCACGUCUCCUGUGUGUAGUUGUCGUUUCGUUUAGCUACUGUCGGAUGAUGACGUCAUGCUCUUCAUCCUCCCUUUGGAUAAGGAGCACAUGUAUGUCUUCAAAUUGUGUUUGGAAGACGCCGUGUCGAAUAUCGUACACUUUACAUUAUAGAUUCAUCAUUAUUUGAGAUACAAGCAAUCGUCGAGAUAUGAUCGACACCCGCGCAUGCGCUCUACCGUCGCCAGUUCUGUGUAAGGCGAAUUCGCUCAUAGACGCGUACGUGUAUAUUUUACAUGUGAAUCCUCAAUAAUCACACAGACGAAACAAUAUAGACUCACCCCAUCCGGCAGGUUUUCACGGACCUAUUUAUUUCAACAUCGGUGCGUAGAAUAUGUGUAAACCGCGCAAACCAUUGUUCAGUGCACGAGGAAACCCGUGGAUCCCGUACAUACAGGGGUCACUACCUGAUGAUGAUUCCUACUGAUGCAGUGGGUGACAGCGUCUUACAGAGCAGGUUCAUAUUUCCAAGUUUUUAGCCCUCGCGUCGUAAACUAAACCGUUUUCAUCGUUCGGCUGUCACUGCGCGCAAACAUGCGACCAUUCAUCGCUUGCUGGGAAUGGGAGCAGAGCACGGAAGGAGCAUAGCUUGUGCGCGUGUGUGUGAGCGCAUGGCGGUAAUGGUGUGUUGAGCAUUCAGUUAUGUCCGCGUCGCAGUGAGAGAUGCGUCGCUGUGCGCGCGUGAUCGCUGCUGCCUCGCACACAGUCAGUCGCCAUCGCGGACAUGUGUGCUCGUGUAGUAUAGAUAGGGUUCACUAGGCGCCUGUAGCGCUGCUAUACUUUACUGAUUCCCGGGUACGGAUGAUCGAUAAACCCGUUAGUACGUUAAGCCUAUAUAUUUAGUACGCCGGGCACCGGAUUUGAUUAAUAUAUGUAAAUAUAGUGUAAAUCCUAGAGGCAAUGUGUAUAUUAUUCUGUUAGGUAUCCAUACGUGUUCACGUUAAUCGCGAAGUAAUAAUAUAGACGCGUGUGAUAGCCAUAUAUUCACCGGCGGUAACCCUAUCGUAGCUGUAAACAGCCAUGGCAGUCUGCAUGUAUAACGUGUGUCUGCUCGUACGCAUGCGCGUUCUGUACAGGCAAACGCGACUUGGUAAACACCGGUGCAUUUCUUGUACACCUGUAAUAGCUAGAAUAAACGUCACUUUAUUUUUUCUCAAA